This is a messenger RNA of Somion occarium, 1005 nucleotides long. Lineage: Eukaryota; Fungi; Basidiomycota; Agaricomycetes; Polyporales; Cerrenaceae. The record is from the annotation of a GenBank genome assembly.
ACUUAUCAGAUUUCUUCCCUACACACGUUCACCAGCAACAGCCGUACCGGAAAUAUGACUGAACCCAUUGUGUUAUACGACAUUCCAGGAAAGAAUCCCCAGUACAAGGCCUGGUCACCGAGCACCUGGAAGACUCGUUUCGCCUUAGCUUACAAGGGCUUGCCAUUCAAAACGGAAUGGGUGGAAUACCCGGAUAUCGAAGGUUUAUGCAAGAAGCUCGGUGCUCCCCCUACCCAAAAGAAGCGGGAUGGGAGUCCCUUAUACACUGUUCCAGUCAUAUAUGAUCCAUCGACACAGACAGUUGUUGAAGACUCUUGGAAGAUUGCCAGGUACCUUGACAAGACGUACCCAGACACACCACGAGUUAUCCCAGAGAACACCGGAGGACUUCAGGCGGCUUACAUGUCUGCCUUUGAAAACGCCGUCUCCGGUCAUCUCUAUGACCUCGUCGUCCUCGCAGCGUGUAAUAAUUUAAACCCACGAAGUGAGGAAUUCUUCAGAACCACGAGAGAGAAGAGCGAAGGAAAGAAGCUUGAGGACAUUGCUCCUCCGGGAGAGGAACGCGAGAAGCUUCUGAGAGCGAUGUAUCUCGGCUUGAACAGGGUAGCGAGCUGGUUCGACAAGAACGAAGGAAAUGGGCCGUUCAUAACGGGCACUUCCAUGACGCACGCAGACAUUGCAACCGCAAGCAGGUUGAUAUGGGCAAAGGUAGUGUUGGGAGAAGAGUCAGAGGUGUGGAGGGCCGUCGUGUCCUGGAAUGGUGGACGCUGGGAUCAAUACAUGAAGCAUUUCGAGAAGUAUGAAGUGCUCACCUGACUCGAUGUCGAUUCUGCAUAGUAGGGUGGGAUUAGAAGCAUAGGCUGAAGUCGGUCCCCGGUGUGGGGAUCCCGGGUGAGGGAUGGGGGGAAGCAUUAGUUGGUUGGUUGGUUAAGCUUCAUAUCAAGUGCAAUGGCAAUGUAAAUAGAUCAUCGUGUACAGGUCGCAAACAGCAAGACUUCGGCAUGG